Messenger RNA from Drosophila erecta, 1424 nucleotides. RefSeq lists its product as uncharacterized. The transcript is spliced from 3 exons. NCBI's taxonomy places the organism in Eukaryota, Metazoa, Arthropoda, Insecta, Diptera, Drosophilidae. The coding region runs from base 153 to 1082 and encodes 309 amino acids. Gene Ontology annotation, molecular function: serine-type endopeptidase activity. The record is from RefSeq and is a predicted model, not a curated record. Gene Ontology annotation, biological process: proteolysis.
GCGCUAAAAUUUCUUCAUUCAACGCUCGGAGCUCUCGACAGGUGAAUCGUAGGACGCUCCACCGGGAAAAAAACUUUCACCUUCAAUAAGGAUCAGCUUUUUUUUCAAUAUUUUUUCUUGUGAAUUUUGUGUUGUGGACAAGUUUCUUCGAAAUGCAGUUGAACGAUCAUUGGCGAAAGAUCGUGAAGACGUUGAUCUUCGCAUUUCUAUGCACUGAAAUGCAAACGACAUACACCCAUCGCGAUUUGGCCGCCAAACGUGGUAUUAGCCUGGCCGAAAUGGAUGCCAUUGCAGGGCCAACGGCACAGGGACGAUUCCAGCUGGAAAAGAUCGCUCCGCACCAGGCAUCCAUACGUUUGCUGGCCCUGGAACGGGAUUAUUUCGGCAAGGGACACAUCUGCUCGGGCGCCUUAGUGGCGCCCUCUGUUGUGCUGACCGUCAGUAGCUGCAUCUUCAGCCAAGUGAAGAAGUCACACUACCAUCCAUCAGAACUGCGAGUUGUGCUCGGAAGCCCCCAGAGAUUUGCGCCCCAUGAGCAGGCACUCGUAUUCGGGGUGACCCACAUCCAUCAGCCUCCGAAGGACCUUGCUCUGGCCAUUCUUAUGCUGGAGAAGGAUGUGCCCGAUAAUCACCAGUAUAUUCAAGCAAUCGGACUACCCCCCUCUCCGGACGCCACUUCCAUCCUGGACGACUCGGAGCAGCAUAAUCUGCUGCAGAUUAGCACGUGGGGCUACGAUGCCGAUAUUCGCGAGCUGCACGACCUGGUCACAUUGAAUGCCACCCACACAUCCUGCCACCAGCAGCAGAGCAAAUCGCCAAGGAUUUGUGUCCAGAUGAAGAGCGGUAACCACAAUCGUGGCCAGCUUUACAUGGAUGCCGGUGCAACGCUGACGAAACGGGAUCGCUUGUUGGGCCUGAGAAGCAUCGACGGAGCCUUCGAGGACGUGGAAAGCCACGUGGAGUGGAUACUGACCACGAUCGGGGACGGUGGCAAUCAAAAUAGCUCCAUCUGGGGCAUCCUGGGUUUCCUGGUGUUCACCGGCUACGUGAUCACCAUCAGCACAAAGAGCUUUUCAACCUAAGAUGCCUUAGGAGGGGGAAAACCUUACGAUCUGGAAAGUGGGGUAACUAGCCAAGUAAGAUAUCCAAGGCUAUUCAGUAAUGCAAUGCCGAGGAGUGUGAUAAUCUCGAUCCGAUCCAAUGAGCGGAACAAUCUUUUUAGCCAGAUUGGCACCUUACUUUUUGUUCACAUCAACUGUGCUGUAGAAAUCUGUUGGUAGGACAUAGGUUCAAAGAUAUCACGUUCCCAAAGUAAUAAUUCGAUUUUAAUUCAACAAAAAUAAACAAUUUAUUCAUAUACAUAGGAUUAACAUAAUUAUGUACAGUACAAAUACACAUAGAUUACAAUAUGAUACAGAUCUCAA